Molecule: messenger RNA, 1142 nt
Organism: Ilex paraguariensis (yerba mate)
Lineage: Eukaryota; Viridiplantae; Streptophyta; Magnoliopsida; Aquifoliales; Aquifoliaceae
Source: the annotation of a GenBank genome assembly
AAAGACUUAUCCUCUGCAGUUAUAAAACCUUUAGCUGGUACAGUGAGUGGAAGCUAUGGUGUCCUAUUCUUCCAGAAUCUUUACCAGAACUUUCCCCAAGUCCACAGCGUUCGGCCUCGCACGAACGCUUUCUCCCUUCUCCACCGGUUCUCGACUUAAUCAAAUUCGUUCCAUGUCGGAUUCUACCCAGUUCAAGAAAAUUCAGAUUCAGAGAGACGACAAUACAUUUGAUGCAUACGUUGUUGGCAAAGAAAAUGCCCCUGGCAUUGUUGUGCUUCAGGAGUGGUGGGGUGUUGAUUUCGAGGUCAAGAAUCACGCUUUGAAAAUUUCCCAGUUUGAUCCUGGCUAUAAAGCACUUAUACCUGACUUGUAUCGUGGAAAGGUUGGUUUAGAUGUUGCAGAAGCACAGCAUUUGAUGGAUGGUCUUGACUGGCAAGGUGCUGUGAAGGACAUUCAGGCUUCAGUUAACUGGCUCAAGGCUAAUGGUUCACAGAAGGUGGGUGUUACAGGAUUCUGCAUGGGUGGUGCUCUCGCCAUUGCAAGUUCUGUUUUGGUUCCUGGGGUUGACGCUGUUGCAGCCUUCUAUGGAAUUCCUUCAUCAGAGCUUGCAGAUCCUACCCAUGCUAAGGCACCUGUGCAGGCCCAGUUUGGGGAGCGUGAUAAUUUUGUAGGCUUUUCAGAUGUGAAGACUGCCAAAGCUUUCGAGGAAAAGCUGAAGGUAUCAGGGGUUCCUUAUGAGGUAUGCCUGUAUCCGGAGGCUGGACAUGCCUUUAUGAACAAAUCUCCUGAAGGUGUUAAGAGGAGAAAAGGUAUGGGAAUGGAUGAUGUGGAUGACGCUGUGGUCGAGUUAGCAUGGUCUCGCUUCCGUUCAUGGAUGAGUCGCUUCUUAUCUUCUUAAGCAGUAUGUAUACUGCCAUCACAUGUUAGCUUGAUAUAAUAAGAUGGCAUGGUAAUUGGAGACACUGGAUGGCUGCACUAUGCUAUGCUAUUGUUAUACUUUUAGUAUGUGUGGAUGCAACUUGGAAAAUCACUAUUUUGUGAUGAGAUCGCUGAUAUAAGCUUAAUUUGAUAGACUGGUAAUCUUUCAUCUUUUGCACAUUGAUUAAUUACACUUUUUCCCAUGAAAUUCCCCCUGAUUCCCC